Molecule: messenger RNA, 1507 nt
Organism: Lucilia cuprina (Australian sheep blowfly)
Lineage: Eukaryota; Metazoa; Arthropoda; Insecta; Diptera; Calliphoridae
Product: carboxypeptidase B
Exons: 4
Biological process (GO): proteolysis
Molecular function (GO): zinc ion binding; metallocarboxypeptidase activity
Source: RefSeq, a predicted model, not a curated record
UCACGUCAAUAUUCGCGCGAUAAUGGAUUAUAUUUACUUGUGCGCAGUACAAACGGUAGUUUAUCUUCGGUAUUCUUUUCGGGAGAAGAUUUAUACGAUAAUACUAUGGAAAGUUUACAAUGGUUAAUACCCACCGAUAUAAGACGUUUCAAUGUUUUCUCACCCUCUUCAACGUAUCAGAUUAAUAUGCGUUAUCGCAAUGAUCCCUCGGUUAAACGUUACUUUGGUCAUCAAUUGUGGAAAAUUCAUGAAAAUGAUGUAUCGAAUAAAGAAUUAAAUCAUUUUUGGAAAUUAUUUGGCACAGAAGUUUGGAAUAUUAAUCAGGAUGGCAUCGAUGUAUUAAUCGAUUAUAAGAACACAGCUAAAGCUAAAGAAUUUAUGGCUAAAAGUGAUUUUACCUAUAACAUAAUGAUCGAUGAUCUAGAAGUGGCUAUUGAUGAAACCUACAUAGAAGUUAAUACCACAAAUCCAAAAAUGCCCUGGUUGGAUAGAGAAGGCACCAUAAUGAAUUGGAAUCGUUUUCAUGAUAUUGGCGAUAUAAAACAAUUUAUGCAAUAUAUUUUGGAAAAUUAUGGCGAUAUGUCUGAGAUAGUACAGAUUGGAGUGACAAACAAUAAAAGACCUUUGGAAGUGUUGAGAAUAUCAAAUGGUGAUCCAAAUAAUUGGGCGGUAUUUAUUGAUGCCGGUCUACAGGGUCGCGAUUGGUUAAGUCCUGCUGCUGUGACAUUGGCCAUAUCGAAAUUGACCUAUUUAUGGGAAAGUCCAGAAUCAGAAAUAAUGCGUCAUAUUGAUUGGUAUUUCUUGCCCGUAGCCAAUCCAGAUGGUUAUCAGUACUCACGUAUAACUGAUCGUUUGUGGACUAAAAAUCGUCAUUUUGAUACGAAAACAGGUUGUUUUGGCGUUAACUUGGAUAGAAAUUUCGAAUAUAAAUGGGGUGCUUCAGGAUCUUCGGAAAAUCCUUGUAAAAACCUUUAUAAGGGUGCUAAAAAGUUUUCGGAGCCUGAGACGAGGGCCAUUAGGAAUUUCAUGUUAAAUAUGAAAGAUUAUUUGGGAGCCUAUAUUUCGUUUGGUGGUUAUGGCCAGGAAAUAGCCUAUCCAUGGGGUGAUGCUGAUUUCGUUACUGAUAAUCAAAGAAAUUUACAUAAAGUUGGUCGCAAAGCAAUGGCGAAUUUCCGCAAAUUGAAUCAGGCCGAAUAUCGUGUCGGUUCCAGUUAUCGUCUUAAACUUGCUCGUGCUGGCAAUUCAGCCGAUUGGGUUCAGUAUCAUAUUAAUCCUCAGUAUGUGUAUAAUGUUUUUCUUAAAGAUCAAGGACGUUAUGGUUAUUUAAUGCCUCCCCAUUAUAUUGUGGAAUCGGGUGAAGAAGCUUAUGAAUUUAUGAAAACUAUAGCCUUAGCAUUAGACUAUCAUAAUUGAAGAAGUAUUUAUAAAGUAUGAAUAUUUUUAAGUUUAGUAAUUAAGAUAAUUUAUUUAUUGUGAAAUAUUUAUUUGAGGAAAAAUAAAAAGAAAA